Molecule: messenger RNA, 1383 nt
Organism: Cyprinodon tularosa
Lineage: Eukaryota; Metazoa; Chordata; Actinopteri; Cyprinodontiformes; Cyprinodontidae
Exons: 6
Coding region: 16-867 (283 amino acids)
Molecular function (GO): protein binding
Source: RefSeq, a predicted model, not a curated record
UUCAAGUACACAAGGAUGAGAAUGGAGAACUUAAUGAUUUUGCAGUUGUUUCUUCUGAUCUGCUCUUUUUCUGCAGCUCUGCUUCAGUCAGACUCAGAGAAUGAAAUCACUUCACAUUCAAGGCAAACUGUAUCACAGACAGGAGAGACAGAAAAUCUCUCUGACCCCCAACAAAGAUGUACACAAGACAUCAAUGCUGUUCUGAGAGAGAUGAGUGCCUCUUUGGGUGGACUAAAGGUUGGCAUGGAGUACUUACAGAAGGAUAAUGAAGCUAAGACAACAGAAAUAGAGUUGUUGAAAGAACAGUACCAAGUACAAGUAGCAAAAUUAAGAAUGCUGGAGCAGCAGUACCAAGAUAAAUUUACAGCGCAGGCAGAAGAACUGAUCUCUGUUAAAGCCAGGGCAAACAACACUGAGGUCCAACUGGAGGGGCUAAGGACGGAAGGAAAAGAGAAACGAGUGGCUUUCUCUGCUUCCCUGCUGGCCUCAGGAUCAGGACAUAUCGGACCAUUUAACACACAGAGACCUCUAGUCUUCAGGAAUGUUGUUGCAAAUAUUGGCAAUGCCUACAACCCAAACACAGGUUUUUUCAUUGCACCUGUGAAAGGAGCCUAUCACUUUGAAUUCCACUUGUUUGGACAUGGACAUGCGUCACAUCCUACAGGUGCUGUGUUGGUCAAGAAUGGAGAUCCUGUUUUCAUUGCAUAUGAGCAUCAGGCUUCUUAUUCUGUUAACCCAUCAAAUGGAGUCACAUUGCUGUUAGAGAUUGGAGAUGUUGUAUUAUUGCAUCAGUGGCAAAAUACAAGAAUUUAUGACAGUCAAAAUCAUCAUAACACCUUUAGUGGUCAUUUGCUUUUCACUAUGUGAUCAGAGAACAGUCUUGUUCUAUACUGUACUAAAAUGCCACUGGAGUGCAUCACAAUGUAUACAUGAUUCUAAUUUCCAUAACAGAAUAAUCGUUUUUUUUUUUUUUUACUAUAAAAAGUCUACCUUCACUUGAAAAAUAUAAUUUUUUGGUUUCUUACGAUGUAGGACUAUCAUCUUGGCCAGUGGCAACAAAGUUCUUGUUUUAUAUUGUUAUAAAAUACGAGACAAAUCCAUAAAAAUGUUUCUUAUAACUAGAUACGAUAUCUUUUUUACUGUAAAACUCUUAAUAGUUUUUAGAUGUCUCAAUUUGAAAAUGGAAUUCCGUUCUGUAAAAUGAAGGACUUUCAUUUUGUGCUUUUGAAACAUUGUAGGAAAAUGCUGUUCUCAGAUUAAAAUUGUUUAUUGUAUAAAUGUCUAAAAAAUUAUGUUUUAUUGUUUUUAUUGAAAAAGUUUCAAAAUACUUGUAGAACAGUACAAAAUACCACACAUUAUUUGAAGAUAAUAACGCACAAAUAA